CCCAGGCAUGUCAUCUCCCUGGUGCCACCCUCACCCCCAUCCUGCCACCCCCAGCUCUUUGCCUGCCUGGGUCCUUCCCCAGUACUGCCAGCCUCAUCCCUUUGCCAUCCUGGCUGGUUGCGGGUGUGGGGCUAUCCCCUCUCUUUCAUAGUGCUUCCCCUCUGGAGGUUUCAGCCUGUGUCUGCCCUGGAGCCAGUCCAUGAAGGGGGAUGGUCCCAAGACCACCUUUGUGGCCACCAUUGCCUGUCCUGGUGAAAACAGUGCCUUUCUGCAUCUGGAGGCUGUGACACCCAUGGGACAGGGCACCCAAGGGUGGCCCUGGGAACUGCCCAUGAGGGUGACAGUGAUGUGUCCCCAUUUGUCAUUCCUGCAGGUCUUGUGCUGGGGGCUGUGCCCAGUGCAUUAACUGUUCCUGCACAGGGCAGCACUGGCCUCAUCUUACAAAGGAGGAGAGCAAAGCCCAGGGGGGCUGAACAAUGUCCUCACUGCCAGGAAUAGCUGCCGGCUCUGCCCGCCGGCCCCACGUGAGGCUGCUCCUGCUGCCAGGCUGCCCUUGUGUGGCAAGGGAGGCUGGGCAAGUACCAGGACCCUGGCAGGGCUGCUCGGAACGUUCCACACCUGAGGUCAUCCUCCAAAGCAGCACAGCGAAGGGGCUGUGGCUCCUGGCACAUGUGCUGUCUGCUGGCUGGGAUAUUUGAGGGGGCCCCUUUGCCUCCCUCUGGGGUGGGCAGCAACCCCCUGCCCAGAUAACAGGAAGCCCCAGGUGAUGCUGGUGGGUGCUGCAGCAUCAGGUUGUGUGGUGAUGUGAGCCGUGGGGAGCAUCCUGGCUGCACAGACACAGGACCCAUGGGGCAACCCCAGACUGCGUCACUGCUCCACUGAGUAACUCUGGACUGGCUGCUGUGGGCUGUGUGCACCCCAGCUCCCUGCACCCACCACGCGGGUCCCUAGCAGUGGGAUGGGGGUUCUCUUUUAAGAGGGUUCAGGUCUGGGGAGGUGAGCCAGGGCCACCAGAAAGCAGGAGGGUGAGCUCAUGGCAAAGCUGCCCCAGUCAUGUGGAGCAGCCACAGCUGUUGGUGAUCUUGGGCCAUGGGACGGAGGGGCCGGAGGCAUAAAGUGUCGUGGCCAGCGGAGCUGCUGGGAGUGGGGCUGGGGGCUCUCUGCCUGUGGGGGUGAGGAGCAGAGGCUGCAUCCCACACACGGCUGUGCACUGCAGGCAGACAUGGAGCUGGACGUGCAACGAGCCAAGGAGCUCAUCGAGCAGAAGCUAGCAGAGGAGGAGGAAGAGGAGAAGGAGAAGCAGCAACACAAGUGCGAUGGCGCACGGGAGCCACCAGCCGUGGAGCGGAUGAACACACCUGAGCUGGAGGAGGAGAAACGCCAUGGCCCCAGGAACCGGGGCCUCGAGGCCAUCAAGGGCCAGGAGCGGGUGCGGAAGAGCUCGGUGGACCUGCGGCGGGAGAUCAUUGAUGUGGGGAGCAUCCAGCGCCUCAUUGAGCUCCGCAAGCAGCGCCGGCAGCGCCGGGAGGAGCGGGCGGCCACCCCCGAGCCCCCCCCGCCGCCGGAGUCCUUGGAGAUCGAGGGUCCCGUGGAGCCAGAGACCUUCCUCCGAGCCGCCGUCCAGGGCAAGAUGCACAUCAUCGAGAAGUUCCUGGCAGACGGUGGCUCCCCCAACACGUGUGACGAGUUCCACCGCACAGCCCUGCACCGCUCCUCGCUGGAAGGACACACGGACAUCCUGCAGAAGCUGCUGGACAGCGGGGCCGCUGUCGACUUCAGGGACCGGCUGGACUGCACAGCUGUGCACUGGGCCUGCCGGGGUGGGCACCUGGACGCUGUGAAGCUGCUGCAGGACCGCGGGGCAGACCUCAAUGUGAAGGACAAGCUGCUCAGCACCCCCCUCCACGUGGCCACCAGGACCGGGCACCCUGAUAUUGUGGAGCACCUCAUCCACUGUGGGGUGGACAUCAAUUCCCCCGACAGGGAAGGCGACACGGCACUGCACGAUGCCACACGGCUCAGCCGCUACAAGAUCAUCAAAAUGCUGCUCCUGCAUGGGGCUGACAUGAUGGCCAAGAACCAGGCUGGAAAGACCCCAACAGACCUGGUGCAGCAGUGGCAGGUGGACACGCGCCAGGCACUGGAGACCAAGGAGCAGCCGCAGGAUGGGAUGGAGGUUCCUGCAUGAUGGCACCAGGCAGGGACCGGGGCAGGGCUCAGCUCCAAGGAGCAGGAUUCAGCCAAGACUUGUCUGUGUCAAUAAAAGCCAGCA
Molecule: messenger RNA, 2272 nt
Organism: Melopsittacus undulatus (budgerigar)
Lineage: Eukaryota; Metazoa; Chordata; Aves; Psittaciformes; Psittaculidae
Gene: ANKRD2
Product: ankyrin repeat domain 2
Exons: 9
Coding region: 1034-2188 (384 amino acids)
Molecular function (GO): protein binding
Source: RefSeq, a predicted model, not a curated record